AUUCGGCAAUUUCUGUCUUGCUGAGCGCCUUAGAAAACGUUCAGCAAUUGCGGUCCGUGGAACGCUGACGUUUCGUGCGCCGUUCGGAAGUUUUCGGAAUUCGUCGGAUAGAUUUCCGAAUGGGUCCAUACCGGAAGUACCGAGACCUUUCCCAGCACCCUGGGUCCUAUAUUGCUUAACCAACCUCUGGCACUGUCCUUGGCACACGAUGAGUGUAAAUAAGCACUUGUUUUUUGAAUGAGUGUGUGAAUGCAAGGAUCAUUUAAUCAUAGCCCCCCAACGAGCUCGGGUACUUCCGGUUUUCUUCGUAAGCCCUCGGUUUUUGCCUGCUGGGACAUUUUUGGAACUUCCUGGAAACCUGCCAGGUGCAAUCAGCCACCCUGCCCUAUUGGUGUAUGUGUAGUUUGGGUCUGUUCGGAAACACUCGGACCCCACUCGGCAAUACGAAUCCUUUGGCUAAGGCCAUAAGCCCUUAGCAGUUUGUGCUCCUCUGGGCCUUAAACGCUAAAGUCAGGUCUGGGGACAAUCCAGACGGAGCUGCGUUGGACGACUUCGCCCCGAGAGCGUGGGCCAGCUGUUGGGAGCAGAGCUUUGAGCUGAAUGCUCCUAGUUCCCUUUCGUCCAGAUUUUCCCAGGCCUUUGCUGCCUUCCGCCCUGAGGUCCUCAGUCACCCCCAAAGCUUCCUGUUAGUUUGUGGUCUGUCGUCAGGGCCAUCCUGGGGGAGCAGGGCCUCGCCAGCCCAGGCAGGCGACCCUGCCAAACAGCUGGCGCGCCUCCCUGCGGUGCUGGGGACUGAAGCAGGGCUUUCGUGCUCAACUAGGUCCCCAGCCCUUGUCAUUUUGACACGGGCUCUCGCUAAGGUACCCAGGCUGAACUCAAAUUUGUGAUUCUCCUGCCCCAGCCUCCCAUGUCCACCCUGACUGGUCGUGGUUUCUGGGCCCACCUGCGCCCACCCCUGGGGUCUGGGGAAGCUGGCACCAAACAGAAACGAUGCCUGGCUGCCUCCUCGCGGAAUCCUGAGGGCUCUGUGUGUGUGUGUGUGUCCAGGGACCAAACCCAGGGUUGCUGUACUACUGUGCUGUAUCUCCAGGCCCUAAGUUACCCAGGUGGGACUGAAACCUGCGAUUCUCCUGGUUCCACCUCCCAAAGUGCUGGGGUUACAUCCUCAAGUUGGGCCAGGAGGGGCAGCCCCGCCCGGGACCGCCAGGUGCCCGGCCCAGUUCAGGUGACCACGGACGCCAGGCACACCUGGCGCCGUCCCUGACCCCGCCCCGGGAGCCCGCCGCACCCCGGAUCCCAGGCCAUGGCGGCGGCCAACGCCUUGCAAAGCGCCCCGCCGGGGCCCGCGUGCCAGCCUGCACCCGCGCCGCCCGUGUCCCCCGCCGCGGCGGGCCUGGGCCGCUGCCGCGUGGCGCUGCUGCUAGCCGUGGCGCUGGACGUGGCAGGCAUGGCGGCGCUGCUGACCGGCGUAUUCGCGCAGCUGCAGGUGCGCGGUCGCGACUUCGGCGACCUGCUCAUCUACUCAGGCGCCCUGCUUGUCUUCCUGAGCCUGCUCGGCUGGAUCCUCUGGUACACCGGCAACAUCGAGAUCUCGCGCCAGGAGCUGGAGCGCGACUACGGCCUGCGGCCCUCGGCGCUCGCCCGCCUGGCGCGCAAACUGUCCCGCCGCUGGUCGGCGCCAGCCGCCGGCGCCCGCGCGCACGGACCCCGCGGAGCGCGCACGGACCCCCGCGCGCCCCCGCCGCCUGGAGCGCGCCGCGUGCGCCUGCAGCUCGCCACGCUGGAGGCCGGACCCGGUGCGUCGGCGCGUGCGGCUGGCGAGCCCCAGACUGCCACAUGGCCCCACCGAUCGGGACCUGACUGAGACCUGCAGCUGCCCCAUCUCGACGGCCACAGGAUGUCCUCAGCCCUGCUGCCCUCCCCGGAUAAACAGCUCUGCCCUCUCA
Cavia porcellus (domestic guinea pig) is the source of this 1946-nucleotide messenger RNA. It is a transcript of the gene Tmem238, whose product is annotated as transmembrane protein 238. The transcript has 2 exons. The record is from RefSeq and is a predicted model, not a curated record. NCBI's taxonomy places the organism in Eukaryota, Metazoa, Chordata, Mammalia, Rodentia, Caviidae. The coding region runs from base 1304 to 1864 and encodes 186 amino acids.